AUGGGAGAACAGGUUGCUGAAGUAAUUGAACAGAAUGAGGGGAGUAAAGAGGAGGAACAUCAUGUCAAAACUGAGGAAAAAACUCAUUUACAGACUGAUGAUAUUUUGAAAAGGAAAGACAAGAAUCGAUUCACCUGCAUUCAGUGUGGAAGGAGUUUGGCAAACAAAAGCAAACUUAAGAUUCACAUGAGGAUUCACACUGGAGAGAGACCAUUCACAUGCAUUCAGUGUGGGAAGAGUUUUAUCCGUUCAUCAUCCCUUAAUGUACACAUGAUGAGCCACACUGGAGAGAAACCAUUCUCUUGCACUCAGUGUGGAAAGAGUUUAGCAAGCAAAAGCAAACUUAAGAUUCACAUGAGGAUUCACACUGGAGAGAGACCAUUCACAUGCACUCAGUGUGGGAAGAGUUUCAGCCAAUCAUCAUCCCUUAAUCAACACAUGAGGAUCCACACUGGAGAGAAACCAUUCACAUGCACUCAGUGUGAAAAGAGCUUCAGCCAAUCAUCACACCUUAAUGAACACAUGAUGAUUCACACUGGAAAGAAACCAUUCACAUGCACUCAGUGUGGGAAGAGUUUCAGCCAAUCAUCAUCCCUUAAUCAACACAUGAUGAUUCACACUGGAAAGAAACCAUUUACAUGCACUCAGUGUAGGAAGAAUUUUUAUUGCUCAUCACACCUUAAUAAACACAUGAGGAUCCACACUGGAGAGAAACCAUUCACUUGCACUCAGUGUGGUAAGAGUUUCAGCCGAUCAUCAUCCCUUAAUCUACACAUGAGGAUCCACACUGGAGUGAAACCCUUCACAUGCACUCGGUGUGGGAAGAGUUUUACCUGCUCAUCACACCUUAAUCUACACAUGAGGAUCCACACUGGAGAGAAACCCUUCACAUGCACUCGGUGUGGGAAGAGUUUUAACUGCUCAUCCUCCCUUAAUCGACACAUGAGGAUCCACACUGGAGAGAAACCAUUCACUUGCACUCAGUGUGAAAAGAGCUUCAGCCAAUCAUCACACCUUAAUGAACACAUGAAGGUCCACUCUGGUGUGAAAGAGUAUAUGUGCUUUGAGUGUGAGAAGACUUUUAUUUCAGCUCCAAAAACUGCACCAAGCGAUUCACACUGGAGAGACCGUACAAUUGUUCAAACUUGCGUUCAUGUAGCUAGUGUUGUGUUGGAUGAUGUUAUCUGUCUGAUUCCCUGA
Messenger RNA from Danio rerio (zebrafish), 1200 nucleotides. NCBI's taxonomy places the organism in Eukaryota, Metazoa, Chordata, Actinopteri, Cypriniformes, Danionidae. The record is from RefSeq and is a predicted model, not a curated record.